AUGUACGUGGAGAUAGCCUGCAGGGUGGCGUCGAAUGAGUCGACUCCAUCGGGUAGUUGCUUUCUCCAGAUGAACUCGACCAAAUUAUUCUUACGCCUCGUGAACAGGCUGUCGUCGAUCAGAAGCACCAUUCCUUUGCCGCCGAUCUUGGAUUGCAGUAGAAACUGCUUCUCUUCCAAACGGCCUCUCUUCCAAACGGCUUCUCUUCCAAACGGCCUCUCUUCCAAACGGCUUCUAACGGCCUCUCUUCCAAACGGCCUCUCUUUAAAACGGCUUCUCUUCCAAACGGCUUCUCUUCCAAACGGCCUCUCUUCCAAACGGCUUCUCUUCCAAACGGCUUCUCUUCCAAACGGCCUCUCUUUAAAACGGCUUGUCUUCCAAACGGCCUAUCUUCCAAACGGCUUCUCUUCCAAGCGGCUUCUCGGCUUCUGUUCCAAACGGCCUCUCUUCCAAACGGCCUCUCUUCCAAACGGCCUCUCUUCCAAACGGCUUCUCUUCCAAACGGCCUCACUUUCAAACGGCUUCUCUUCCAAACGGCCUCUCUUCCAAACGGCUUCUCUUCCAAACAGCUUCUCUUCCAAACGGCCUCUCUUUAAAACGGCUUGUCUUCCAAACGGCUUCUCUUCCAAGCGGCUUCUCUUCCAAACGGCCUCUCUUCCAAACGGCUUCUCUUCCAAACGCCUCUCUUCCAAACGGCCUCUUCCAAACGGCUUCUCUUCCAAACGGCCUCACUUCCAAACGGCUUCUCUUCCAAACAGCCUCUCUUCCAAACGGCUUCUCUUCCAAACGGCCUCUCUUUAA
Molecule: messenger RNA, 801 nt
Organism: Acanthosepion pharaonis
Lineage: Eukaryota; Metazoa; Mollusca; Cephalopoda; Sepiida; Sepiidae
Source: the annotation of a GenBank genome assembly